Molecule: messenger RNA, 2728 nt
Organism: Acromyrmex echinatior (Panamanian leafcutter ant)
Lineage: Eukaryota; Metazoa; Arthropoda; Insecta; Hymenoptera; Formicidae
Product: epoxide hydrolase 4
Molecular function (GO): catalytic activity
Source: RefSeq, a predicted model, not a curated record
UUGUAUGCUUUAUUUUUUUUUUAUCAAAGUUAAAUUUUUAAUAUGUCGUAGAAGAAUCUCGCUUUCCUCGCUCCGGUCUCGCCAUAGAAAAACUCUUUGAAUAGAGAUAAUCUGUUGUAAUUUAAUAACUUUUUUUUCUCCUUAUUCGUUUUUCUAUAUUCUAUAUUCUUUUCUCGCCCGAAAUCGAUCCGCAGAAUAUCAUGAACUCGAUGCCAGAGAGUGAAUCAAUUUUAUGCGAAGGAAAUCCGAGUUCAAAAAUCUCGGAAUUUUGUCACCAGACAGAUAAGAUAGCUUUUGAAUAUACCUUUCCUUCGAGGAGAUCCGAUAAAGAGAUACCUAUUGUCGCCUUGUGACUUCUGAGCUCAUACGCACAAAAAGUCUAAUCAGUGAUAUCCUCUUCACCUCGUGAAACGACCUUAUAUAUCGGAUGUCUCAUUGACGAAGAUGCGAGAUGCCAAAUACCUAUCUACGGAUCAUCAUUGCAUCACUCAGCGAGAAACGUGAUGUGUACAAAAGUCAACUCGUGAUUGGAAAGUUGUUAAUACAAAACAGCACGCUAUUAGUAAUUAGUAUAUAUCGUGUCUUUCAAGUGUGAUCGUUAGUUUAUCACCAGUAUAUUAUAUCAGAGAUAUUGGCCGCAUAAAUAGAAAUCAAUGCUUAAUAAACGCUUUCCAAUUGGAUUAUACUUUUAAAUCUUGCUUAAGGAAAAGUCCUGUCUCAGCAAAGACUUCCAACAGCUGCAAAAUAAACAUUCUGCUGAAUGAAGGCACGGCCUUGUCUUACAAUUAUAAGUGCUGAUAAAAGCCGGAAGCAAUCGUGUCUCGAAAUCGAGAAUCGUACAUCGUUCGACGAUCGUAAUUCCGUACCGAAAGAUUCUGAUAAUCGUACUCUAAUUCGUGCGCAUCUGUGAAAGCACAUUCGUCCUCUACUAGAAUAGAAUACAAUUGGCGACUCUUCGCCGAGCGUGGCUGGGAACGUAAUCUCACACUCUAUUUAGCCCGCGUGACAACGCGCACGUGUCUGCUGCCUGCUACUUCUGCGUGGCCGAUUGUUUGUACGAAGAGAGAAUUUCGAGUGGUGUGAGGAGCAAACAAUUGUCGCUGUAGAUCCGAAAUUAUUUCCAUGGUCGGGGAUGGCAAGAUCGUGCGUGUCUCAACGCGCGAAACAAUCGAGUUGUAUAUCCUGGCCUUUGCCUACGGUCUAUGCCUGGUAGUCCGACGGUUCCUCAAAUGGAUAUGGGAUCCUAAGAAGUUCUUCAUGUUGCGUCAGCGAGACCAGCCUCCGCCGUGUCUGGUCGACAACAGCCUCGCCAUGCAUUCCUACGUGAAAAUCAAGGGUGUUAAAUUCCAUUAUGUGGAAGCGGGAGACAAGAAUAAACCACUCGUGUUAUUAUUACAUGGAUUCCCGGACUGCUGGUUAUCUUGGAGAAAACAGAUCCCAUGUCUCGCAGAACACUAUAGAGUAGUGGCUAUAGAUUUAAAAGGAUUCGGUGAUAGCGACAAACCGCUCAACAAACGAUCUUACAAACUCGAAAUUUUAAUAAAUGAAUUGAAACAAUUCAUUUUGACUCUCGGUGUGAAGACGUGCAGCAUAAUCGGCCACGACCUAGGAGGACUUCUGGGAUGGUACAUGGUCGCUCUAAACAAAGAUCUUGUUUAUAAAUUUAUAGCCAUUUCGAGUCCACAUCCCAAUAUUUAUUGGAAUAGAGUAUCAAAAAAUUCUAUUUUAGACAAAAAAUGGCUACAUUUUAGCAGAUUACCAUUUUUGCCAGAAAUAGAUGCGCUUAAAGAGGACUUAUCUAUUAUCAAUGAAGUAUUUCGACAUCUUCAAAUAUCUCAAGAUGACAAAGAAAAAAGUUAUGUCGAGGCGUAUAAAUAUGUCUUCAGUAGGAAAGAGGAUUGGACAGGACCGAUUAAUUAUUAUCGCAACCUACCAUUCACAAGACUGAAUACAGAUAGCGGCGAACAGAUAGACAACAAAACGCUACUUCUAGUUGGAAAUAUGGAUCCUUUUGUAACAAUAGAAAGCAUUAUUCAAAGUGCCGAAUACGUAGAAGUAUCUAGGGUUAAAGUCAUACCACAGACGCAACAUUUUCCGCAUCAAGAAAAAUCGGAUGCCGUAAAUAAGGCAAUUAUUAAAUUUCUAAAAGGCACUACAUAUAAUUUGGCGCUUUCAAAAACGCCCGUAAAGAGUCUCGUGUCUUCCUGGCUAGGAUCUUUGAGUAACACCGUUAAAUAUGGUAAUCAAAUGAUUGACGUUGUGCACAAACGAACUAAUGACAUUGUAAAUGUGUUACCGAAUAAAGCACUUUAUUUGGGACAAACAAGUUAAAUGGUGUUACAUCAGCGUUACGUUAUUUAGAACUUUGUACUUCAUUACGACAAAUCUAUAUAUCCCAUCUACGCUAACACAGACUACGAAACUCAUAAAAGGCUGAUUUUGUCUUAUUUAUUACUUAUUUCUUAUGUAAGUAUAACAUUAAUAUAUAAAUGGGAAUUGCAAUUUUUGUGAAUGAUGAAAUCUUAUUGUAUAAAAAUAUCUAUCACAUUCACUUUUAUGAUAUAUCUCGAAUUUUUUAAAAUAUUUUAUAUAUACAUGCGGCAAGGUCUACAUAAGUAAUAUCUAAAGAAAUGAAUUUUUAUAAAUAACCAUUAUCUAGAAACAAGAACAUUAAUGGAGAGCAAUUUAAAAUCUGUGUAAUCUAAUAUUAUUUUUUAAUGUCUUCAAA